Molecule: messenger RNA, 475 nt
Organism: Physella acuta
Lineage: Eukaryota; Metazoa; Mollusca; Gastropoda; Physidae
Source: RefSeq, a predicted model, not a curated record
GGUAGAAGUAAUCUAAAAUACAUUUACAGAUACAUAAACAUAAAGUAGCCCAGGAUGUUUUUACAAAGAGUUGGACUAAUGGUAUCAGCUGUGUUGCUGUUUCGUGGGUGCUCUGCUGAUGAUCAAUGCAAGUCCUACAGUGAAUUGGAUUCCAAGCCAAAGACUGUAGCUGCUUCCACCCAUCAUGAUUGUUAUUUAGCGUGUUUGGCGGAUCCUAACUGCCCUAAUUACAACUGGGGUCCUAAUUGUCAAAUUACCUUGGCAACUUCGCCGAUCGACACUUCCUCAAACCAGCGGGCUUCGAGCGUAAAUAUUUGUGUUAAUGAUCCCUCACAUUGCUCAGCAUAUGCUCUAUUCAUUAUCAAAGAUCCUAUACUUGUCGCUCAUGCGGUGAAUCAUCAGCAGCCGAAACUCCCACCACAACGGAACUAACCGCAACGCCACCAACUAUAACGCUACCAACCACAACUGAACC